UAAUAACAGUUUUAUUGUGAAAUCAUUAGAUGCCCCGUCCCUCGCGCGCUUCGUCUGCAGGCAAGAUGAGAAUGAAGAAGAUUCUUCCAAUGGCAACGACUCUGGCAAAAGGCUUUGAGCCUGUGCAUGGCACUGGAGCACGUCAUUGUGUCAAGCCUUGGCCUGUCUCUCCCCACACUGAGAAGUUCAAUCGAUUGGUUCUCCCUCUUGAAUGUCCAGAUAAGCAGUUUGUGCUGUUUGUGGGCGACUCGCAUCUGCGUGCGUUGGCUGACGGUUACGUGAAGAUGCCAGACGGUUGCCUUUCUUUUGGGUUUCUGUCUACGCCUGGGGCGUCUGCCGCUGAGCUUCGCACUGAGUUGUUGAACGCAGACAUCGGUAGAACCCCAGACAUUGUAUGCUUGUUGGCCCCAAGCAACAAUCUUACGGCGACGCCCAGCAUAGAAACCGCUGGAGUUGCCUUCAACGGACUUCUGAGAGCUCCCUGCAGUCGAUGGCCUAAGGUGUUUGUGCUCGAUUUCCCACCCCGGCUGGCCAGUGAAUUGGCGCCGCAACAAUUCCUUAGAGAGGAAUUUCGUCGCGUUGCAGCAAAGAAUGGUGUAAAUUACUGCCUCACAGCUGACCGCUUUCCGCUGGAUUCACGUGCCUUGUGGAGUCAUGAUGGGAUCCACCUGAGUGAUGAUCUGGGGAUGCAGGUUCUCGCGAAGUUGCUGUGGCAUUUCUCUUAUCGGCAGCUAGAGGCAGCUUCACCUCUGCCUGUUACACCUCCGCCUGUGGUUCCUCCCAGGUCACCCCCAACAGUGAGAUCAUUGACUACCACCGUGGUUGUGAAGGGAGAAGUUUCACGUCCACGUCCUCUUGACCCCUUCAAGGAAACUGUUGUCGGACGUCACGGCAAGCGCAGCCAACCUGAGAACUGGGAUGCGCCUGAGGACUGGGAUCAGUCUUGCAUGAGGAUCCUUUCUCAUGAGGUUUGUGUACCACCCGUGGUCCUGCAGGAAUACCCUGUCGUGCUAAACCCUAUCCUGUUUAGCACUGACACGUUGGCUGCAAUAGAUCGCAUUGUUCCUUCCAACCUUGACAGCCCUAUGUAUGCUACCAUGGCGAAUCACACAAAGAAACGGAAGGUGGCACAUGGAACCACAGCUGUUGAGGCAUUUAAAACUCCAGCAACGAUUGCGGAACCUUCAAAGCUGCUACCUCCUCGACCUGUUCUAGAAGCUGCUGUACCAGCCACUCUCGAGGGCAGAGUUUUUGUGCAUUCAAGCAACUUUUCUCAACUGGAGGGGGAUGACAAGUCUCUGUGUGUUGAUGAGUGGCCGUUUCUUCAAACAGAGGUUUGUGAGAAGCUGAAGGUGAACCAGCCAACUGCUCAGGUUGUCUCUAGACAGAGGCAACAAGAGGAGCCAGCAGCUUGGGGGCCAAAAGUUGUGAAGGCCCAGGCUGAUAAACCAACAGCCAAUGAGACCAGCUUCUUGGGAUGUUCAACCAAGAUGACACACAUUGAGGACCAUGAGCAGGAUGAACCAGCACCUGAGGUCACUGCGAACAGUCAGCAGCAGAGCCCGCCUGAGGUCAAUUGCCAGCUUGAAGAUCCUCAUGCAACACGUGGCAAUCAGAAGGCACCCUGUGAUGUUGCACCUGCCAGAGCUGCUACAUCAAGUCAUGUGACUUAUGAGAACCCUGGGUGUCUUAAAGGAUCGUUUGAUCAGAGCAGCCACAUAUUUGGGGACACUGACAGUGACUCGGAUCUCUGUGUACUUUCUGUAACAGAUAGAAAUUCCCUUGCAGUAAACACGUCUUUUUCCCUUGAAACUGAGCAGCCUGUAGCAAACACUUCCAAAUGUGACACAACUGUAAACAUUGACAGUGAUCUUCCAAUUCACACAGAUGGUGCAUCAGAUGUCUGUUUAAUUUCUGUAACAGAUAGCCCCAAUAUAAUAUUUAAUGGAUUGACAUUAAGGGAAAAAAACAGGAUCUGCAACAAACUGAAUAUCGUACCAAGUUUAGAUCAAAAUAUUGUUGCACAAACCUUCGAUAUGGGACAGCCUGAACCAUGCAAAACAACACCCAUUGAAGGUGACGGUAAUUGUUUCUUUCGUUCUCUUUCGUCUGUUAUUAGUGGUUGCGAGUCACAUCACAAGGCCUUUAGAAAGGCUGUAGUGAAUCACAUCUCAAAUAAUCCACUUCAUUACAUUACUGAAUUUGCUUCUGUGGAGCAAUAUCUCAGGGACUCAAAAAUGAAAUAUGUUGGAUCUUGGGCAACGGUGUUGGAAAUACAAGCUUCUGCAGAUUUGCUCUGUGUUGAUAUUUGCACAUACAGUCAACAGAAAUGGAUUACGUUUACGUCAAACAUUGAGCCGAUUUUAAGAAAAGCUAUAUAUCUGAAACACUUCAAUGAACGCCAUUAUGAACCAAUUGCAUGUGUCAAAGAAAAAACCUCUCUUACAUGCUUUAGUUUAACUAGCUUCUGUGAAAUGUCACACAAAAUGUCCAAUGCAGACCUUGUUUCACCACGCAAAAAAUGUAGUGAUAAAGUAAAAAAUCUAAGAAAAAGGAAAAGAUAUGCUGAAGACACAGAAUAUAGGCAAUUUAAAAAGCUAAAAGCACAACUAAGAUAUUAUUGGGAUGAACAGUAUCAAGCAAAACAGAAAGCUAGCAGUAUCGAAAAAUAUGCUAAUAAUGAAGCGUUCAGAGAACAAGUAAAAAAGAGCAGUAUUGAAAAAUAUGCUAAAAUGAAGCGUUCAAAGAACAAGUAAUAAACAGCAGUAUCGAAAAAUAUGUAAAUAAUCCUGCCCAUUGUAACCAGGUGAAACAAAGAAUUGUAAUCAAAUACAGAGAAGACCCUGUCAUGGUC
This is a messenger RNA of Gadus morhua (Atlantic cod), 2854 nucleotides long. RefSeq lists its product as uncharacterized. Gene Ontology annotation, biological process: protein deubiquitination. Lineage: Eukaryota; Metazoa; Chordata; Actinopteri; Gadiformes; Gadidae. Gene Ontology annotation, molecular function: cysteine-type deubiquitinase activity. The transcript has 15 exons. The record is from RefSeq and is a predicted model, not a curated record. Bases 30 to 2756 code for a protein of 908 amino acids.